UGCAACCACCACCAACCAGUAACGCCGAUAGAUACACGACUCAGGCGAGACGCGGCCAUGGCCGAGGUAGUUCAAGACCAGUCCCGGCUUGCGAGCUGGCUGGAUCUACCGGAAAGUGUGCUAGUAGCGCAAGAUUUCUCCAAGCUGGUUGCAGCAUUGUCAGCCCGUUUGCACGAAUUUGAGCAGAUCAAGGCAUCUAAGGUGCUGCUCGAGGUCGAAGUGGAGCGUUUGCAAAGAGACGUAGAGCAGUGUGAUCGAGGCACAAUCGACGAAGUCAGACGGUCAAACGCGCAGGCCGAGGAUGCAGCAAGACAAGCACGCGCCGCUCAGACAGCCCUUCGCGAAUCGCAGGACAAAGUAGCGGCCCUUGAAGAGAAGGCAAAAUUGCGCGACUCGAUCAUCGAGGCUCGCGAGGCUGAUGUGGAGCGUCUUAACGACGAGAAACGUCAAGCUUUGCUGCUUGUGGACAGGCAGAGCAAGUCUCUCAGCAACGCGGAAGCAAGCUACGCUCAGCUAAAUAUCCGCUACACGGAAUUACGGACUUCUUUCUCGAAGCUGGAAGGGGAUCUAGGCGCAGCCAAGCUCACAGAGAGUGCGGCGACCUUCAAGUGCCUGUCGGUUGAGCAGGAGCUUUCGCUUGCUAAUAAGCGAGCCGAGUCACUCGUCGAGGAAGUGGAGGCCCGAACGAGAGAGUUUUCUCUGUAUCGACGUGAAAAGGGCGCCCUCAUCACCUCUUUGCAGUCGGCGGCCGAUGCAGCAACAAGCCGGGCAGCAAAUGCUGAGCGCAUGAGUACGACCAUGUCUGAGCGCUACAAUUCGCUCGAAGUCAAAGUAGAGGAGAGCUUGACCAAGAUUAGAGAGCUUCAAGAGGACCGCGCCACGCGAGAAGAGGAGUUCCGUGCAGAAGUAGCGGCACAAGCAAGACUUGCUGAACUUUGGGAACGCAGUGCGCAUGACGCGGAAGCGCGUGCUCAGGAAGUGGAGAGCACAGUUGUCCACCAUUUGUCUGACCGCUCCUCGGAAGUAGCUGGUUUACAAGACCGCCUAAAACACACAAGCAUUGAGCUUGAAGACCUUCAAAAACACAACGCUAGUAUGCUUGAAGAUUUGCAGAGGCUGCACACCGAAUUGGAUCUUGCAAAUGAACGUCUUCGCCACAUGCCGUCUUCCAAGACUGGUCUAGGCCUUCUUUCGCCGUCCGCUGAUGUUCUCAAUGAGGUUUCUAAAGCCGGUCUCAAUUUGACCGAUCUCUACACGCAGUUUCUGGCUGCGAAGCAAAACGUAGAGCACGAGCGGCGAAAGAACAAACAGCUGCAAGCCAACUUCGAUGCUCUGAUCGCAGAACUCGAGUCGCGUGCGCCCCAGAUCCAAGCUCAAAGGGAUGAGUACACUCAAUUGCAAAACGAAUUGUCUAGCAUGUCGGAAUCCUUGCGCGAAUUAAGCACAGAGAAGGAAAAUCUGAGUCGUCACAACAAAGUACUGGAAACUAUGGUGCGCGAUAGCAAGAGUGAAACAACGACCCUUGAGCUACUUGUUCUCGACCUUUCACGCCAGGUUCAGAAACUUCUAUUUGAGAUCGAGGAGAAAGGAUUUCGCGCUUCAGCUCUGACCCAAGAAGAACUUACUGCAAUCAACAAUCUUCUCAAUACACAAGAACGAGACUCAUCGGCGGUGCACUCCCUCAUCUCUGAGCGUCUCGUUCUUUUCAACAAUAUUGUCGAUCUUCAGCAGCAAAACCAACAGCUUCUCAAAGUUAUUCGACAGCUCGGCACUAAGAUGGAAGAGCAAGAGGAAUACACCAGAUCGCAGUUCGAAAACAUCGAGACGGCCUCGGUUGCUGAAGCACAACUUGUUAUCGUACAGCUUACAGAGAAGCUUCGUUCCAGUCAAUCAAGUCUUGAAGCUUGCGCGCAGGAGAAGGAAAUGUUGCAGCGCAUGGUUAGGGCUGGCGGCGAUGCUCGUCCGCCAACUGCUUUGCAGCUCACUGAAGGACCAGACAAUUCCGCGAACCUCCGGCGGGAGUUUGACAUCUAUCGACGGGAAGCUCUGGCGACGCACGAAACUCUCACUGAACAGCUCAAGAGUGCAGACGUGGAACGUAGCGAAUUGCAAAUUCAGGUGGCCCGCGCAAACGCCCAGCUUGACUUUGCGCGUGAGCGACAUGACCUCGUCCAAGGUACCGUGGACAUGCUGCGAAAGGAUGCUCAUGACAGUCGGGACAGGGCUGUUGCGCUGCAAGAUGUUCUUGCCAAGCAGGAGCUGGUCGCUCAAGAGCUUCGCGAGGAGAUGCAGGAUCUCAAAUCUAUGUCAGAAAGCUUGCAGUCGGAGAACCUCAAUUACCGUGCUGAAAAGAGCUUGUGGAAGAGCAUAGAGCAACGUCUAUCGUCGGAGCUCGACGAGCGCAAGUCUGAGAAUGUUCGACUUAUCGGGGUCGUGGCAACUUUGCAGGCCCUCCAAUCUGAGCGAGAACGUAUGGAAACCGACGGCCGUGCUCGCGUCUCCUCUCAACAAGAGUUUCUGCAAACGCAACUGGAACGCGUGCAGGUGGAGCUCAAGGAAGAAAGGGAGACGGUCAAGCGCCUCGCCUCUGUGCGUGACUACUCGAGUCAAGACGUACAAGAAAAGUCGAGCCAAUUGCAAUCACAGCUUGCUGACAUGCGUGAAGCUAUGGCGAAUACUGCCGCAGAAAAGCAGGCAUUGUAUGUGCGCGUGAGCGAAUUAGAAGCCAGGCUGGAAGCGGAGCAGCACAGCAGAGCACAUCUUACAUCUACAGCCUCAGGCGAUGCUGAGGCGCACGACUUGCUUCAGCAAAUCUCAGAAUUGAAAGCAGCUCUUGCAGUGGCUCAGAGCACCACUCGACAGUCCAACGAGGCGGCCGAACACUUCAAAGGCAUCGCUGCUGCUGCGGAGCAUUCACUGCAAGCUCUCAGCAAAUCUUUUGAGGAGUACAAGACCCACGUGGAAGGAGCGCAAUCUAAUCAAGAAGUACAAGUGCAAGCAGCGCAACAAAAAAUUUUAGACCUUACAAAGCAGCUCGCCGCGACCAAGGAAGAGCUCGGUGAAUUGAGCUCUAUAGAAGCUGCUAAGCGAGGUUCUCUUGAGGCAGAACUCUCGCACGUCCGUGUGCGUCUGGCUUCGCUCAGUGAGAUUGAAGAGAAGUACAACAUUGCCAGCGCAUGUUACCGCGACGAUCUUCGCGUACAGGCUGAGAUUGCACAAGAUGCGCAACAAAAUUAUGAGAAUGAGUUGGUCAAGCAUGCCGAGGCAGCUCAAGCUUUACGAGCUGUGCGCGACUCGCAUCGUUCCCUCCAUGAUGAGAUUGCGUCGCUUCGCCAGACGGUGGAUUCCGCAGACCAAAAUCUUGAAGCAGAGAGGCGUGCUUGGGGUUCGCAGCGAGAUCUAUAUCAACGUGAGAUUGUGGAUCUCAAAAAUCGUCUUCAGGAAUUGCAAGCGCAAAACGAACUUCUACACGAGCAAUACCAAUCGAGCAGCAUUAUUCAAAGCACACGAGAUGGCUCUCGAGCCACUGGCACCGAGGAGCACCUUGAUUCGAACACCCCAGUCCUUAUCAAGUACCUGCGCCGUGAGAAAGAGGUUGCAGAAAAUAAACUCGAGCUCUUGCAAAUUGAGAACAAGCGCUCGUUGCAGCAAUUGUCAAGAUUGGCAAAGUCGAAGGAUGAUUUGGAGAAGCAGCUUGCGAUUGAGAGAGAACGCAGCCUUGGCGCGCCAGCUCAGCUAGGCCACUCGGCAACUGAAUCAAAUAUCCUGCGUGAGAGCAACACCACGCUUCGCGCAGAGACAGAGUCGUUGAGAUCCAAGCUGGUGGCGUGCGAAAACAAGCUUACCAGUACCUUGGCACAAAUCGAGCCAUUGCAAGAGCGUUUGGCGAUUGCAGAAGCCGAAUUUAGCGCCAAAGAUGCUCAAGUUAAGCUUCUCGAGGCCGACAACGAUCGCUGGAAGCAAAGAACACAAUCAAUUCUCGAGAAGUAUGAGAGGAUCGAUCCCGAUGAACUACGAAAGCUUCAGAGCCAAGCUGCCUCCGCAGAACAGGCCAUUCAGACCUUGGCCACCGAGGCUGCUGCCAAGGAGACAGAAUGGAUGGAGAAAAUCCAAGACAUGUCCGCCAAGGUUGAAUCUGGCAAGACAGAAGUAGAGGCGCAGCAAGAGAAGUUCCUCAGGCUCAACGAGCAAGCUCGUCUUCGCAUCUCAACCGAGCGCAAGGCCGCGAAAGCUCUCAUUGCUCAGUCUGAUGAUCUGCGAACACAGCUUGCUGCGCUGACAGCUGAGGUGACGGACCUCAAGGCACAGCUUGAAACUUCUAGGGCCUCAGAAUCUAGUGCUGCCAAGACCGAUGCCUCGCAGGCUCAACGCUUAAUUGAUCUGCAAAUCAAGCUAGACGAAAGUGAAGCAAAACUUGCUGAAGUACAGCCCCAGCUACAGGCUCUCGCCAAAUCGCAAGCAGAGAACAGUGACAUCAAGGCCUCAUCGGAUUAUAAAGCGCUUGUCGACGAGCUGCAGACCUGCAAAGCUAAAUUUCAAGAAGAAGCGGCGUCUCAUCGGAAAGAGAUUGAAGAGCUCAAAUCAUCACUUCAAUCAAAAAUUCAGCUGCCAACUGAAGUUGGGCCGCAAUCGGUUGCAUCGGCUGAACAAAUUGAAGAGCAGGUCCAGCAGCGCUUGUCCGUUUUGCUUGCUGGGCAAGCGGCUUCGCCACCGAAUGUCUCCGAAGAGGACAUACAAAAACGCAUUGACGAGGCACUAACCGAGGAACGAGCGAAGAAAGGUACAGCUAUUCCUACAGAAGAAAUUAUACAAGCAAAGGUCAAAGAGGCUCUAGAUGCACAAGCAAUGGCUGCCUCCAGCAAUGGCGCCAUCAACGAUGAUGAACUUGCAACCAAAAUACAAGUUGCCGUAGCCGCGAAAGAGGCAGAGCUCAGGGAGGCCUUUGUGAUCGAAAAGAAGGAAGCUUUGACCAAGAUCACCAAAAAGCGCGUUGACGAGAUUGUCCAAGCGCGGCUACCCAAAAAGGUGGAAGAGCAGAGGCUACUGUGGCAGCAGAAUGCGGAAGCCGAGAAGCAGGAGGCAAUUGCAAAGAAGGAAGCUGAAGCGAAGAGCACCUUGGUCGCCAAAGAAGCUGAAUUCAAAGACAAACUGAGCAAGCUAGACGAAAGUAUCAAGAAGGAAGGCGAAAUGCGUGUCAAGUUACAGAUUGGCGCCAAGGACCGGCAGAUCUCUACAUUGAAUGCCAAAGUGGCCGAAUUGGAGAAGCAAUUGGCCGAGAUGGAGUCUGACGAGGACGAGGCCGACAAUGGAGACGAGACAGCCUUGGAUGGGGAAAGUGCAGCGGACGGAACGGCGGAGCUGGGGCAAGAAGGGUCGGGUAGGAAGAAGCGUCGAUCCCUCAAGCCAGGUCGCGGUCGCGGCCAUCAUCAAGGAGUCAAACGAGCGCGAGAAGACGCUGGUAGUAAUGGUUCUCCAGCAAAGAAGGCUGCGUAGGAUGUAAUGGAAAGCUAUUUGAUGUUCUAUCAGUUGUGUACUCUUCCUUUGCCAAAAUUGUCGCGUAUCCAAUCGUAAAAACCGUAAACGCCAUCGUUGCGCUCGUA
Protomyces lactucae-debilis is the source of this 5600-nucleotide messenger RNA. RefSeq lists its product as uncharacterized. The record is from RefSeq and is a predicted model, not a curated record. Gene Ontology annotation, molecular function: structural constituent of nuclear pore. Gene Ontology annotation, cellular component: nuclear pore. NCBI's taxonomy places the organism in Eukaryota, Fungi, Ascomycota, Taphrinomycetes, Taphrinales, Protomycetaceae. The transcript has 3 exons. The coding region runs from base 58 to 5493 and encodes 1811 amino acids. Gene Ontology annotation, biological process: mRNA export from nucleus; protein import into nucleus.